GUAUAUCCAUAGCAACCAGCCAACCACAUCUAACUCAGAAAGCCAAUGCAAUAUCAACAGCAACAAAAGUUAGCCAGUUGACGCGCGGCUCCCUCAGCAGCUCUGAGUCAAUCUCCUAUAGCUAAGGUCCAGUCCAGCAGCAGCCACACUGCCCACUGCUCCAUCCAUGGGGUUGCUCGACGAGUGCUGCGACGACUGCCGCUGCUACAGCUGCAGAGAAUUCUGGUGGUGCGUCCUCUGCCUCGCCGUCCUCGCCGCCGUCGCCCUCAUCGUCGUCCUCGUCGCCGCCUUCGGCUUCGUCCGCCACGUGAGCGUCACCGUGGACGACGCCUCCCUGACGCGCCUCGCGCUCGUCGGCGGCGCGCCGGCCGCGGCGACGGCGUUCGCGUACAACCUCUCGGUGACGCUCACCGUCCGCAACCCGAACUGGGCGAUGAGCAUGGCCAACACCAAGCCGCUCGACGCGGCGUACAGCUUCGACGGCCAGCAGUUCGACCGCGUGCGGCUCGCCGGCGAGGGCGACAAGCACCCCGCCGGCAAGACCAGGGUGUACAGGCUGACGUCCGGCUCCGACGGCGCGCCCGUCUCGCUGGGCAACGCCGGCGUCGCCGAGUUCGGCAGGGAGAACGCCACGGGGGUGUUCGAGGUGGAGGUGGCGGUGAGAGGCGAGGUCAAGUACACGGCGCGCCCCGCCAAGUGCGCCAUCGAGGCCACCUGCCCGCUCAAGCUCCAGCUCGCGCCGCCGGGGCAGGCGCCGGCGGCCGUCGUGUUCCAGAAGGUCAAGUGCAAGCUCGCCAAGGCAGAGAAGGGCUGCUAGCUAGGCCGCGGAAAUGCCGGUUGGCGAUGAUGUUCAUAAAUAAUAUGCAAGGCUGUUGUCAUUUAUAUGUUUGUGUAAGUCUGCAGUCUGCACUGCACGAACUAAAACUAUGGAACGUGCAGUUUAAUAUUCUGCAGUUA
Messenger RNA from Panicum virgatum (switchgrass), 957 nucleotides. RefSeq names its product NDR1/HIN1-like protein 10. Lineage: Eukaryota; Viridiplantae; Streptophyta; Magnoliopsida; Poales; Poaceae. The coding region runs from base 167 to 817 and encodes 216 amino acids. The transcript has a single exon. Gene Ontology annotation, biological process: defense response to other organism. The record is from RefSeq and is a predicted model, not a curated record.